ACUUCUCUCUCCCCACUUUCUGACUGUACUUUUUUACAUCCCUGCUUACGUCUAGUUGGCAUAACUAAUUUCCGCAUUCCCAAAUCCUCCCAGAUAGGGAUCACUAUUUAAAACGGGCUGAUGCAACGGUUUCCACUUUUUAAAAUCUACUCUCGACCUUCACCUGAUCAGAGGAAAGGACAGCUGUUGCACUUAGGAUCAAAGUCAGCUGCGGUCUCAAUUGGGUCUGACAUGAUGCCGGGACAGAUCCCUGAUCCGUCCGUCACCGCCGGCUCACUGCCCAGCUUGGGUCACCUGGCCGGGAUCUCUGCCACCACGCUGACCGACCAGCUGAAGUUUGGGGACCUUCGGGAGUUAGGGGCCAUGCUGUCCCCCCUCCACUUCCUGGGGAAGCUGGGGAAGAGGCCCAUCACCAUCAAAACAGAGUGGGACGAGGAGGAGGACAGGAGGAAACGCAGGAGAGAGAAAAACAAAGUAGCCGCGGCUCGGUGUCGUAACAAGAAGAAGGAAAGGACAGAGUACCUACAAAGGGAAUCAGAAAGACUAGAGAUGAUGAACUCUGACCUCAAAGCCCAGAUCGAGGAGCUGAAGAAUGAGAGGCAGCAGCUGAUGGUCAUGCUGAACCUCCACCGGCCGACGUGCAUCGUCCGGACCGACAGCGUCAAGACCCCAGACGGCGAGGCUAACCCCCUGCUGGAGCACCUGGACGCCAAGUGAUGUCGCCGAGUGAUGUCACCGAGUGAUGUCACCAAGUGAUGUCGCCAAGUGAUGUCGCCAUGUGAUGUCUCUGGGCUCAGAGGAGAACGUCCCCACACCUCCAGUUUACAGUGACGCCCCAGCCAGCUAGCAGUACUUCAUGCCUGGGUUUGGCCCAGAGGGAGCCCAAGCACUCCUGCCUGGACAGAUGUUGACCCAAUGAGAUUGGACUUUGUGCUGGCAGGUUAAAACUAGUACUUUUGGUUUUGAUGUCAUCGUUGUUGUCAUUCUGGACCUCUUGACUCGAGCCACUAUCAGUGUAGAUGAGUGUAAUAGUGAUAGAUAUGUAAUGCAGCUUGAUGAAUAACGUGCCUCUCAGUUAGUGUUACAGAUCUCUCAGGCCUCAAGACAGUCAUGGCUGUGUUUAAGUUUAUCUUUUGUUUUACCAAUGUGUACUAAGAUAUCCAUUAUUUUUCCUUUUGUAUUAUGCCCCACUGGCCUACUGUUUGAACAUUUCGUUUGUACUGUUUUGUUGUUAUUUUGGCGCAGGCGUCAUAUAUGCACAUAUAGACUGUUUACAUUACUUGUUUUAUUCCCUAUUUCCCAUUACAUUGUUACUUCCAAUCCAGUUUCUGAUUUUUAUACUUUGUAUAUUGUAUCAUAUUGACAUAUAAGCUAUAACAAAAUGUGAUGCGUUUGUAUUUCUGCAAGACAUAAAUGCAUAGUUUCUUUUCUA
Hypomesus transpacificus is the source of this 1432-nucleotide messenger RNA. RefSeq names its product Jun dimerization protein 2a (gene jdp2a). Gene Ontology annotation, biological process: regulation of transcription by RNA polymerase II. Gene Ontology annotation, molecular function: RNA polymerase II cis-regulatory region sequence-specific DNA binding; DNA-binding transcription factor activity, RNA polymerase II-specific. Lineage: Eukaryota; Metazoa; Chordata; Actinopteri; Osmeriformes; Osmeridae. The coding region runs from base 121 to 717 and encodes 198 amino acids. The record is from RefSeq and is a predicted model, not a curated record. Gene Ontology annotation, cellular component: nucleus. The transcript is spliced from 4 exons.